UAAUACAGGCCUUCAAGGCAUAUGGCGGACCUUUUAGUGUUUUAUAUAUUUUUGCAUGAAAACUGAUAAAUUCUUUUAGUUAUGAACAUCUCGUGACCGCUAAAGCGUUGUUGUUAAAAGUAGCUUAUAAAUGUUAGUUUUUAAUGUGUAAAUAAGUUUAUUAUACCUAGAACCUUGUAAAUAUUGAUAGUAUUUUCGUGCGUGGACGUUUUUAUCCGUAUUGUCUUGUGAAAAACGAAAAGUCUGUGAUAUAAACAAUAGGUACCUAGUUGAUAGUAUAAUUUCCUGAAGACUUUUGUAAAUAUUGUAUAGUUAUUUUGGAAUUUUAGUAGAGUUAAUAUAUUGAACGAAGACUGAGAUAUUGAGUGUGAUUACGAGCUAUGUCAGCUGUGAAUUUAUUGGCUUCACUGAGGGAGAAGCCAACGGACAGCAACCAAACGAAUGGACCGAUUCAAUCAGGUCACGAUGAAAGCGUGGGUUCCGGCGGCGGCGGUGACCCGGCCGUGCUUGCGGUGGGGCCGGUGCGGCGUCCGCUGCAGUACACGCGCGACGAACUCAUGCGCCUGCGCAACUCGCCGCUCGUCAAACGCGGCCUCGAGAACGCCUUCGCCGGCAACGACACGCUGGCGCUGGUUAUGAAGAGACGUUCCGAGUCACCGUGCGAAGAAGAUAAAGGGGGCAGAGGAGAUGCGCCUGCGGAAAAUCAUAAAGGUGUAUACGGUCGAGACCGCGAUCGCGAUCGGGAGCGCCGUUCGGCGGACCCGCGCGAGCGCGUGCGCAAGGAGAGCGAGACGAGCGCCGGCGGGAUCGUGCUGUCGCCCCAGCGGCGCUCAUUCACGUCGGGCUGUGGGGCGCCGGCGGGCGCGGCGCCGCCGCCGCACGUGGCGCGCACGCGGCCCGAGUCCCCGCUGGCCGCACACCAGCCGCUGCAGCCGAUACCGCCAAAGACUGAGCAAGUUGGUAGACGCAUCGGUUCGGGCCGCAUCAUGGUACGGGAUGUGCCCACCGGUACGUGGGAGGAAGGGGAGACUCGUCCCGAAACCCGUACCGAGCCGUACCGCCCGCCGCGCGAGCGUGAACGUGACCGCGAGCGUGACGAGCGCCGGACCAACGGCGACCGGUUCGAGCGGCGUUCGUUCGGUCGAGACGCCUUCUCCUCUGACAUCAAGAGGGAGAGGGAGGAUCGAUUUAACAACGAGAAGCCCCAUAGAGAGGACAACCGCAGAUCAGGUGGUCGGUAUUCCCAACGACGCUACGACAAGGAAGAUGAACCGGAAUGGUUUAGUGCGGGGCCCACAUCUCAGCUGGAAACUAUCGAGCUACGUGGCUUCGAUGAGCCUAUCAAGAAGAACGGCACGAGCAGUAAUAAGGAUAACGAAAAAUGCAGUAGUGGCAGUUCUCGGUCACCCGAGCGUUGGCGCUCGGACCCCGCCUCUCCGCCGCCACCUCCUGAGUCUCUCAACAAUAGCAAUGAUAAAGAUUCAGGAGUGGAGUCCAAGGGUGAGGAGCACCCGCUUCCACCGGAACCCGAUUUCAACCUGGACGAGUUCCUCAAGUUCGACUCCUUACCCGACGUAGCAUUGCUCACAAACGGCAGCAGUGAGACUGAGGGCAGUCGCUUUAGCCGCUGGUUCCGGCGCGACAGCCCGCCCGCUGACCGGCACUACGAGCGUCUCCUACACACUAUGAUAGAUGAUCUUGAUAGUUCAACGAACGACCGUCCUCCAGUGGUGGAGCCUCAGCCCAUCUACCCGACGCCUGUGGCGCCAGGGCCACCGGGGGCGGGGCGGGGCGGGCCCGCGCCCCCCUCCCUUCUGGACCUCCUUCGGCGAGCCACUGCCGAUACUGACCAUAGACCAGAAAUGAACUCGGUCAACAGCAAGAUGCAUAGCUUGGAGGAGUUAGAGGCGCGCUUAAGGCCGCAGCACCCCCCACCGUCCGAUCACGAUCUCUCCGCAUUUAAAAGACUGUUAGCACAGGUGUCUGGUGGACAGGCGCAAACCGCAGAGCCGCCCCGACCGCAACCGCAGCCGCAACCGCAUCCGCAGCCACCAAUGAGCAUUUUACAAAUGCUGAACAAAAGUAUGGAACAACAACAACAGCAGCAGCAACAACAGCAACAACAGCAACAACAGCAACAGCAGCAACAGCAGCAGCAGAAGGCGCCGCACAUCCCGCAGGAGUUCGUUUACAAGCUCAUGCAGUUGCAGCAGCGCCAACAGCAAUCCGGCGGCGAGCCUAGCCCUAUGGGCAACCCGCUCGGCAAUCCCCUUGGCUCAAUGGGCGGUAUGACUCCACCGAACGACCGAGAUCUGCUGCAGCGACCCGAAGCGCAGGCUAUUAUACACGGUCUGAAGGCUGGCGAAAUAACAGCGCAACAUUUGAUGCAGCAAUUAGGGAACCCCGGCCUGCAGAGCCGUCACCGAGAAGUGCUGCUAACUAUACUCCGUAUGCACCAGCAGCAGAGACAGCAAAUGGCUGGAUCGCCGCUUCCUCCGGGCGUGGCUCCUCACCUCGUGGUACCACCUCACCACCAGCCGCUGAGAUUAUCGCCGUUACCACAUCCAGGCGUACCAGCUCGCAUACCCUCACCACGAGAGUUGGCGGCGCAUACUCAAGUGAUAAUGCAAGGAGCUCUGCUCAAGAAGAAGUUGGAGGAGCAAAAGGAGAACUUCCGCAGGAAACACGAGAUACAGCACCAGCAGCAGGCCCAACAGCAGCAGUCGAAACAGUCCACACCCAUCUCUUUCACACCCACCUCGGUGCUGCGCAAGAUGACGGCGGAGAAGGAAGUGGAGGGCGGCCUCAAGUCGCCGUGGGCGUCGCCGCACGCGGGACUUGUGCCCAAGCCGCACGGAAGACCGAUAGUCAAGGGUAACCAGAGCGGCACGCCGACUAUGGGUUACGCGCCAACGCCUGAAUACCAGCAGCACUAUUUAAAUCAACAACAGAUGACGAACUCAAACCGAGCUUUCCCACAUGUCCAGCAAAGACAACCAAUGUCCAAUAAUCUAAACAUGAACAACAUGAACAAUAUGAACAACAUGAACAAUGUGAACAACAUGAAUAACAUGGGCAACAUGGGCGGCAUGGGCAACAUGGGCAACAUGGGCGGCAUGGGCGGCAACCGCGGCGCUGGCACCACCUUGCACCAAUUGCUCGUGCAGUCGCACCAGAGGACGCUCAACGAAAUGACCAGUGGCACAGGCGGCGGUGACAACCAGCUGGCGAGAUGGUUCUCCCCUGAACUCCUAGCUCGCGCCUCCGCGGGCAAAUUACCCUCAGUGCACGUACCUAAUGCCCUCUCGCUGGAAGACCUCGAGCGACACCACCAUUCGCCGGCGCCGCCCGUGCGCAACUGAGCCUCCAGACCCCACCCCCUCUAUUUAAAGCCUGCGCGUGCGACGUCACCCACGUGCCCGGACUGUUGUUGUGUUCUGUGCAAAGUGCAAGAAGUGAGAAACUCGAGUGAAAAUAAAGUGUUCAUAAUCACGUGAUAGAUGUACAUGAUAAAUUCGGGACGUGUGUCCCGUUGCUGGAUGAAAUGUAUUUGAAAAAAUAAAACUUUUGAAUGAGUACCAGUGAGAAUGAAAUGUUCGUAACCACGUGAUAGGUUUAUUUAGGACAGGAUGAGUAGUCCCGAAGCUCUUGCAUACACCACGGAUGGACUGAAGAAACUCACGGAUUUGAAAUGUCAUGGAUCCAGAAAAAAAUAAUAGGUCUAUAGAAAAACUAUGAUUGCAAUAAAUAAAUUAGGAGUCUAAAUUUAUAAGUCCUGUGGAAACUUUGGGCAGGAUUUCGAAUUAAAGUAUUUUCUUUUACACAAAAUUUCAGUAGUGCGCUUGAAAUUCGCGGCUCUGUUUUUGUUUUGUAGUUAUGUUAUUUUAAAAGAAACUUGCAUCGAAGGUCACAUGAUAGACAUAUCUGUGAUAAAAUUUUUUGAGAUCCUAAAGUGUAAAGUCAAAUGAAACUAAAUGUGUUUGUGUUUAUGUUCGUCAUAUAUUUACCGAAAGCUGUAAGACCAUAGCGGUGAACUGUUACCUAAAGAAAAGGUUGUGUAUCAAGGGACUCGAACAUAUGCCAUUUAUAGUUGUAAUUUUGACAGGUAAAAUAAUCUGUGGCGACGGGGAAUCCCCGUCCCCAUUUAAUAACAGUAACCUUAACAGUGUGAAGUAGCCUGUGCCUUAGGGAUGCUAGAUAUCUCUAUUGUAAAUUUCAUAAAAAUCGGUACUUGAGCCUAUAGGCUCAAAAAAGACAGACUUCCACACAUAUUAAGUUUGCAUAUAGUAUGUCAGUUUUCAUUUAAAACAAUAUUUCAUAAUUGGUUUAGGUACAGCUGAAAUUAUGUUUAUAAAAUACAUAAAAUAAAUUAAAUACUUAACUACAAGAACAUAAUAUUUACGCAGGUGGCUGGCGGAUUUUAAUUUUAAAAUGUUAUCAUUUUACCUAAAAUUAAACGGAAAGCAAAAUUUAUGCAUGGAUCUCAUAUUGUUAACAAAUGUUACUGAGUUGAUAAAACUACAAUACUCAUACCAUGAAGUUAUAGGAAAAGAGGUGGAUAGGUUAUAUUAAAGAAUAUAAUUCAAUGAGUCUCGUUUUUGUCAAACAACAGUGACUCAGUUAAGCUGUCCAAUGCUGCUGUCAAUUAAUUUUUCGGUGAAUAAGAAGCACCCUAUAACGAGAGUAAGCGGCGCGCUGUGGCUGCGGUAUCAAUCCAAAGAGAUAAUUCUACCCGUUACUCGUAUUUAUCUGUAGAGAUAGACGAAAUAAUGGGUAGACAUAACUCUCUCGUGGUAACUAGCCCUGCUGGCCAGUCCAAAAAGUUACUUAUCAUCAAAUAAAGUUACACGCAAGUAAGAGUAGAUCUUUUUAGUAGUUAACAAAACGUCUUGAAUUAUGUGACGACGACAGGUUUGCUAAUUGGCCAAGUUUUAGAGUCUCUUACAACUUAUGCACCUCUUUUUGCUUCAUACCCAAAAAGUGUAAACACAGUGUCAUAGACAAGGUUUGUUUAAAUAAAUAUGUAUAUUUAAACGAAUAAAUGAAGUAAGAUAUGCAAUAAAUAAACAUUAAAAACCAAAAAUAUUAUUUUACGGAACCCCCCUUUCUAUGACACUUGUGCAUAAUAUUAUAAGGCCACGUUGUCAAUGGCGACUAAACAUUAAAAAAAAAACUCUUAUUAAAAACUUGUAUACAUGCUUGUCAGUGAAGCCUUGACCUUACAUAAAAUCAACACUAAGAUGAGAAAAAAUAUAGACGGUAAACAUUAUAUUAUACAAAGAAGAACAUUUGUGUAUGUCCGUAAGUAACUGAACACAAGUUGACGCUUAUUUUAGUAUUUAUAAAGGUCUGAAUCAUAUUAAACAUUGUUCAUGUUGUUUGUUGUAACAAAAGUUUAUUUGGUUGUUGGGAAAACUUAACUAAAUUGAUAAGAGGAUAAAGUGUUCCUUGUAAGGGAUGAUUUACCUUUUUCCUUGACAUUAUCGCACCGUUCAGUGUCAUCAUCACCACCAUGCAAUCAGUGGCGUGCAUAGAGGGUAUGCACAGGGUAUUCAGAUGAUAUAAAAAGGAAGAAAAUCUCCAGUACAAGUUAUCAAAAACUUAAGGAUAUGCAUUGUAAGAUUGAUAAAAAACCUACCAUUAAGUAUUAAUAACUCGUACUGGAGAAUUUCUUCAUUUUAUAUCUGCAUACCCUGUGUGCAGUACCCCAGUGGUAUGGGGUCACAAAGUAAUAUAAAUGUCAUUUCCGCAUUGUUCAAGGUCAAAGGAAGUCAAUCUAAUAAAAAUAUGGUCUCUAAAUAGUCACCUUUCAAGGAAUGCAUAUGUCCUGUGAAUUUAGUUUAAGUGUUCCGAAUUAGCAAUUACGGUUUAUUAAAUGGGUAGCUGAAUGCGGGAUUCAAAAGGUUUGGUGUAAUAAUUUGUGAUAAGAUAUAUUAUACAAAAAAAGAUUAAAUAGUUUUCGACUUUUUUCUAUUUGGCCGUUAUUUGCAUUUCUUUAGAGCCCGCAUCAGCUCCCAUUAUAAGUCUCGCGUCACGAAAGUUGAAACUACUCUUGUAUCUGGUAGUGUGUAAGAUUUGCACACUUGCAAUUAUAAAUUAGUUUUCAAGUAUCGGUUAUACGAUAUUUGCUUCCGUAAAACUAACUUUAUCUUCCUUGUUUUAUGGCUCAAGUUCGUUCACAACUCUACAGACAACGUACUUAGUGGAAUUAACCGACGAUUAUCAGUCGCACAGAAAUAACCAGUUUAAUACAUAAACAUAAGGUCUAAUUUACAUUGACUUUAUGUAAUAUUGGCUUUUAUUUACCAAACCACGGUGCGCAGGCUGAAGAAGUGUACAUAAUUUGACCUUUAAAGCAAGGAACAUAAGACCGAUUUUACUACAUGACGAUUUUUAUAUUGCGAACAUCCAAUUAAAUAUCAUGGGUGACGCUAGUUUGUAAGCGAAUUUUAAAAGGGAAUUUCUUUUUCAACUUUCGUGGCGCGUAACUCACUGGAUUUUGAAAAAAAGGUGUACCUUAAUUCCAUGACGAUGGGGAAAAAUAAAUAAAACGAUCGUUACUGUGUGAAGCGAAGAACUCGGGCGGUUGAUAUUAUAUUUGAACGAUUGAAUGAGGUAUGAAACAAGCAUGAGUGAGUGAAUGUUAAAAUGUGGAGGCUUACGGUUGUGUUUAUAAGCGUUCUUUUUUGUUACUAGGUACAUCAAAUUUCGAGAAAUGAACGUUCUUAUAAUUUAUAAAGAUAAUGAAGACGUUAUAACGAA
This is a messenger RNA of Pararge aegeria (speckled wood butterfly), 6762 nucleotides long. Its product is annotated as eukaryotic translation initiation factor 4E transporter-like. Gene Ontology annotation, molecular function: mRNA binding. The record is from RefSeq and is a predicted model, not a curated record. The transcript is spliced from 24 exons. Lineage: Eukaryota; Metazoa; Arthropoda; Insecta; Lepidoptera; Nymphalidae. Gene Ontology annotation, biological process: negative regulation of translation. Gene Ontology annotation, cellular component: nucleus; cytoplasm. The coding region runs from base 381 to 3362 and encodes 993 amino acids.